AUGCCUCCCAAGAAGAUUCGCUGCUCUGCCACUCAGUGCCGCGAGCCGGCUCAGCGCAUCGUCGGCGACUGCGGUUUCUGCCAGGGCCAUUUCUGUGGCAGACACCGUCUUUUGGAGGAUCACAAGUGCUCGGGUCUAGAAGACUGCAAGAAGGAGUCACACGAACGCAACGCAGCCCAGCUCGAAGCCGAGAGGACACAUGUGAUCAGGGGCGUAUAG
Sodiomyces alkalinus F11 is the source of this 219-nucleotide messenger RNA. RefSeq lists its product as hypothetical. Bases 1 to 219 code for a protein of 72 amino acids. The transcript has 2 exons. The record is from RefSeq and is a predicted model, not a curated record. Gene Ontology annotation, molecular function: zinc ion binding. Lineage: Eukaryota; Fungi; Ascomycota; Sordariomycetes; Glomerellales; Plectosphaerellaceae.